Molecule: messenger RNA, 1014 nt
Organism: Colletotrichum destructivum
Lineage: Eukaryota; Fungi; Ascomycota; Sordariomycetes; Glomerellales; Glomerellaceae
Product: Putative peptidase C14, caspase domain-containing protein
Exons: 2
Coding region: 1-1014 (337 amino acids)
Source: RefSeq, a predicted model, not a curated record
AUGUCCUUGGCCACAUUCCAGCAACAGCUCAGUUUCUCGCCCCUGACAACCCGCGUCCCACCCACCGGGGGCUACAGUAAGGUCAAAGUUCUGAUGUGUAAUUACACGUCGGACGAUGCAGGAGGCUCCCAAAUGGCCGACGAUUCCAAUGACCUCAGCCGCCUCUUCAGCGAGCGUUAUGGAUACGAGGUUCACAGCACAACUCUCGUUACCCACUGGGCCGGAGACAGUUCGCCGACCCAGACUCUCCGUCAAAGAAUCGCAAAAACCAGACAAGACAUGGACGAGAAGAGUUUGUUCAUUCUCCACUACGCCGGCCACAGCGACACCUGCUUCUUCCACCCAAGCGGGAACGCGAACCAAGACGCCACGAUCGACUUCGCUGCCAUCGUACACACAUUGCCCAGGAUCGGAGGGCAAAUGCUGUUCCUCCUCCACGGUUGGUACCAGUCUCCUGGGGGACAUACCCUCGGGGUUAACAAGGAGCUUAUCGCGGCCGCGAGUGUCAGUAUGGAAGGAUCCUCAGGCUCCGGCCACCGCACCUUCACCCACACCUUGACCCAGGCCUUGACUAGAGCCGCAGGCGAAGGGACGGCCAUCUCCACGGCUCAGCUCUACGACGUCCUGGUACAGAGCACAUGGGACGUAAGCGUGCGGCAAACGGAACCCAUGCCCUUCUCCAUGCCGCUGCCGAAGGUCACCCAGCACCCCAUCUACCUAGCCCCCCUAAGCUACAGGGAAAUCGUGCCAACCAUGCUCGCGCGGACACCCCGAACACUUGUCAGAUUUAAAGCUCACGUGGAAGCCGAGCAGCUGGAGGGAGUGAGCAGGGCAUACUUGCAAGAGUGGUUCGAGAAGAGAUACCCAUGGACCGCGGGCAUGCUCCAAAGCAAGACGUGCCGGCUAACGGACGGAAGGGGCACAAUCUUCUUCACCGCCACGCCGGAGCUGUCGUAUUGCCUCCGUGAGCACAUAGGAUUCCAUUGGGUCAGAGACAUGUUCCUAGUUGCCUAG